GGCGCUGCGGUGCCGGCGCAGCGGCAUGGCGGCGGCGGCAGCGGGCCCGGGGCGCGGCGGCGGCGGCGGCUGGGGCCGGAGCCGGGGCGCCGUGCUGCUGCUCUUCUUCUCGCUGUCGCCGCGGCCGCCGGCCGGGGCCGCCUGGCUGCUGGGGCUGCGGCCCGAGGACACGGCGCCGGGCCGGGUGUCCCUGGAGGGCGGCGCGGUGCAGGCGGCGGAGGGGAGCCGCUUCCUCCUGCGCCUCUACUUCCAGCCGCCGCCCGAGGGCAACGGCAGCCGCGGGCCGGCGGGGGAGCGGGAGCCGCGGCUGGUCUUCAUCGAGGAGGCGGCUCCGGCGGCGGCGGCGGGGGGGGGGCAAGGCGGCGCGGGGCCCGGGGAGCGGUGCCGGGAGCGCAGCGCCUGGGCCUCGGACGUGGAGGUGGUGGGGCCGCUGCGCUCGGGCGGGGCGGCGGGCUCGGCGCUGGCCGAGGUGCGGGUGCGGGAGCCGCGCAAGGGCGAGGCGGCGGCGGCGCCGGGCGGGCGGCUCUUCUCGCUCUGCGCCUGGGACGGGCGGGCCUGGGCGCACCACGGGGCGGCCGGCGGCUUCCUGCUGCGGGUCCGGCCGGCCGCCCCGGCGCUGGGCGCCUGGCUGCUGCCGCUGCCCGAGGCGGGCUGGCUGCGGGCGCUGGGCGCCCUGCUGCUGCUGGCGCUGUCGGCGCUGUUCAGCGGGCUGCGCCUCUCGCUGCUCUCGCUGGACCCGCUGGAGCUCCGCGUCCUGCGCAACAGCGGCUCGGCCGCCGAGCGGGAGCAGGCGCGGCGGGUGCAGGCGGUGCGCGGCGGCGGCGGCACCUACCUGCUCUGCACGCUGCUGCUGGGGCAGGCGGGGGCCAACGCGGCGCUGGCCGGCUGGCUCUGCGCCUCGCUGCCCGGCGGCGGGGCGGCGGCGGCGGCGGGUGGGCCGCGGGGAGCGCCCUGGCUGCCGGUGCUGCUGUGCGCCGCCGCCGUCUUCCUGGGCGGCGAGGUGCUGCCCUACUCGGUCUGCUCGCGGCACGGGCUGGCCAUCGCCUCCCGCACCCUGUGCCUCACCCGGCUGCUGAUGCUGGCCGCCUUCCCCCUCUGCUACCCGCUCAGCCGGCUGCUGGACUGGGCGCUGCGGCAGGAGCUCAGCGUCUUCUCCACGCGGGAGCGGCUGCUGGAGACGCUGCGUGCCGCCGGCCCUCACGGCGACCUGGUGCGGGAGGAGUUGGCCAUGGUGCAGGGCGCGCUGGAGCUGCGCACCAAGGUGGUGGAGGACGUGCUGACGCCGCUGGCCGACUGCUUCAUGCUCCGUGCCGAUGCCGUGCUGGACUUCGCCACCGUCUCCGAGAUCCUCCGCUCUGGCUACACCCGCAUCCCCAUCUACGAGGGCGACCGGCGUGACAACAUUGUCGACCUGCUCUUCGUCAAGGACCUGGCCUUCGUCGACCCCGAUGACUGCACCCCCCUGCAGACUGUCACCCGCUUCUACCGCCGCCCGCUCCACUGCGUCUUCAACGACACGCGCCUUGACACGCUGCUUGAGGAGUUCAAGAAGGGAAAGUCCCACCUGGCCAUCGUGCAGCGGGUGAACAAUGAAGGGGAAGGAGACCCGUUCUACGAGGUGAUGGGCAUUGUCACCCUGGAGGAUGUCAUUGAGGAGAUCAUCAAGUCCGAGAUCCUGGAUGAGACGGAUCUGUACACGGACAAUCGGAAGAAGGAGCGGGUGCCCCACCGGGGACGCAAGCCCCAGGACUUCUCCAUCUUCAGGCUCUCAGACAGCGAGAUGAAGGUGAAGAUCUCCCCACAGCUCCUCCUGGCUACGCAUCGGUUCAUGGCAACAGAAGUGGAGCCUUUCAAGUCCCCCUACCUCUCCGAGAAGAUCCUCCUGCGGCUCCUGAAACACCCCAACGUCAUCCAGGAGCUCAAGUACGACCGAAAGAACAAGAAGGCAGCGGAGCAUUACCUCUACCAGCGCAACCGCCCCGUUGACUACUUCAUCCUCAUCCUGCAGGGGAAAGUGGAGGUGGAGGUUGGCAAGGAAGGGCUGCGGUUUGAGAAUGGGGCAUUCACCUACUACGGUGUCCCUGCCAUCAUGGCUGUCAUCUCCUCAGAUAACGACGUGCGGAAAGUGGGCAGCCUGGCUGGAUCCUCUUUCCUGUUGCCUGUCUCAGUGUCCCGUACCUUUGCCUUCAGCAGAGGGGACUCCCUGGCUGGCUCUCCAGUGAACAGGUCACCGUCGCGGUGCAGCGGGCUCAACCGCUCCGAGUCCCCCAAUCGGGAGCACAAUGACUACGGGGGCAGCACCACACAGCUCCAUAGCAGCAGCAACAACAUCUACACACCUGACUACUCUGUCCACAUCCUCUGCGACGUGCAGUUUGUCAAGGUCACCCGGCAGCAGUACCACAACGCGUUGGUGGCCAGCCGCAUGGACAGCUCACCGCAGUCCCCUGACAUGGAGGUCUUCGACAGGGAUUCAACCAAGGCCUCGACCACACGGGGAACCCCACAGACACCCAAGGAGGACCCCACCACUCUCCUGAAUGAGAGGAACAGCGUCAUGUGCUGCCGCUCCGAGGGGCUGCGCAGUCCCAGCGAGUCGGUGUUCCUGCGCAUGGAGGGCAUCCCCUUCAUCCAGGAGGAGCUGGCUGACAAUGAGGAGAACAGCAAGCGGCAGAACAGUGAGUGCUGUGGCACUGUCCCGGAGGCAGAGUCCCUGGGGAAAGAGGCUGGCACCAGCUCAUCGCCAAGUAGCUCCGAGGAGACGCUGGGCAGGAGGCUGCUGAGAUCCCUCAGUCUGCAGCAUGGGGGUCUCCCGCCGCAAGGCUCACGUUCAACAGCAGCAGGUCUGCACUUGCUCGCUGCCUGCCUGCCCACCCGCCUGCCCGCCCGUGCCGCCCCUCCCUGCAGGACUUGCGCAGAGCCUCAUCCCCAGGCGAGAAAGGAUGUGCCCCCGGUGGGGCUGAACCACCCAGGCGGCCUGGACUAGCUAGCUGGAGUCCAAGGGCCCUUGCCCAGCUGCUCCCUGGUAGCAACUGGUCUCAAGGAAGAGGUGGAAAAAGGAAAGGUGGAGAAGUGUCUGGCACGGCGUCCCUGCGGACAGAGCAGGGAGGGGCGGCCCAACCCAGAACUGCCCUUAGCAUCAUUUACCAUCUCCAUCCCAGCGAGGCCUGGAGCCCCUUGGUGCUGGGUGCCGCACAGAUGGGGUCUCCACCAUGAGGAGAACGUGCUGUUUGGGCGGUGCCACAUACAGCUCAGGGCCCCAGCACGUGUUUGUGCCGUGCAUAGUGACGUGCACACUCGCAGCACCUUGCGCACGCUGACCAUCGACACAGCCCAGCACUCCCGAACCCCUGCUAGGCACAGGGCAGGGAGUCCAGCUCACCGCCAAGCGCAGCCCCCCCUCCCUGGGGAGGGCCGCUCCACACUGCAUCGAACCAUCCUCCUCUCCGCACGUGGCUGCCUGUGCGAGAGAGGCUUGCGCUGAGCCUUUGGGUUGGUACAGACCAGUCAGUAGUUUUUGUAGAGGCUGAACGCAACGGGGAUAUUAACAUUAAAAGUGAUUUCUCCCUGA
Molecule: messenger RNA, 3571 nt
Organism: Harpia harpyja (harpy eagle)
Lineage: Eukaryota; Metazoa; Chordata; Aves; Accipitriformes; Accipitridae
Gene: CNNM1
Product: cyclin and CBS domain divalent metal cation transport mediator 1
Biological process (GO): transport; magnesium ion homeostasis
Cellular component (GO): plasma membrane
Molecular function (GO): transmembrane transporter activity
Source: RefSeq, a predicted model, not a curated record